GUUCCUUGGAAUGAGUCUGGUUUAGGAUUAAAAUAAGUGGAGUUUUAUGCACUUUACAACCACACGAUUACGGGUGUAGUAUUCAGGCGUUUAAUAGUAAGCGUCAAUAUGCUGUUGUGAGAGAAACAUGGUGUGUGAUAUCCGAGCUUCGCUGCCUGCAAGGUCGAUAGACCGAGAAACAAGAGGCGCCAUUAAAGCUCAGGGUCUGGGACUUAGCAGACAAAUAAAAGUUUGCUGAAUAAAUAGUUAAAUUAUUGCAUAAAAUGAGCCACCAUUGCCUUGUUUUUCCCCUUCAGCGUUAGCAAUAGCAUCGCAGCCUCCCUGACAGCACAGUCCUGCGCGUACGUACUAGGCUCUACUCGUGUAUUCCUGCGCAAAGGAGUUGUGCUUUUUGGAGGGAGGAGGGGUGAGGAGCGUAAACUGAAACCCAAAAUAUUCACGAACACCUUAAACUGCAUGUUUGAGAAACAUCGUUUCUUGUCAACCCCAAAUGCCGCCCGGGUGCUGGGGAUGUUUGUCCGCAUCGACGCGUGGCACGUUGUGCCUGAGAGGGGACUAUUUUGCGAGAGCGCGGAAGCCUCGCGCGACGUGCCGGAUCUACUUUCUGUGUGUGUUGGGUGAAUGGAGGCGCAGCUCUUCCUGGUGAACAAACACUAACAGCUAUAGGGCAGCCUAGCGCUACCCGCUUCCCAGAACGGCCACACACACCUUCUCCUUCACCCCCAAAACAACCCUAAACAUGGCUGCUGAGCGUAAACACAUCGCGCAGUUGAAAUCCGAACUGUACUUCCUAAUAGCCCGAUUUUUAGAAGCUGGACCUUGUCAGGACGCGGCAGAGACCUUGAUACGGGAGGUUCAGGAGAAGGAGCUGUUACCCAAAAGGAUUGACUGGACUGGCAAAGAACACCCAGGGAGUUACGAAAAUUUGGUCAGAUUAUACAGGCACAUUUCCCCUACAGCUGUUUACCAACAUAUGAAGAUGCACAAGAGAAUUCUGGGACACCUGUCAUCUGUGUACUGUGUCACCUUCGACCGCACCGGUCGCCGCAUCUUCACAUUUUCUCCUCUGUGCAGUGGCAAUAGGAGGUUCCUGUCCUCCACUGGAGCUGACGGCACCAUCUGUUUCUGGCAGUGGGACGCAUGCACGCUCAAAUUCGGGUUUGUGAGUGGCAGUAGAGAUGGCACAGCGCGGGUAUGGCAGCUGCAGCAGCAGGACUGGCGAAGCAUUCUCCUGGACAUGGCCACUAAACUACUUGGCAAGUACAACCCUCCACCUUUAGAGGACAAAGUUACCAAACUGAAGGUGACUAUGGUGGCCUGGGAUUGCAAUGACAACACAGUCAUUACCGCUGCGAACAACUUGACAUUGAAAGUGUGGAACUCUUACACAGGGAACCUUAUUCAUGUAUUGAUGGGCCACGAGGAUGAGGUGUUUGUGUUGGAGCCACAUCCAUUUGAUUCUAGAGUGCUUUUCUCUGCUGGACACGAUGGAAACGCAAUCGUCUGGGAUCUGGCAAGAGGAGUCAAAAUACGCUCUUACUUUAACAUGAUCGAGGGUCAGGGCCACGGUGCGGUCUUUGACUGUAAGUGCUCUCCAGAUGGGCAGCAUUUCGCUUGCACAGACUCUCACGGUCACCUGCUCAUCUUUGGCUUCGGCUCUAGCAGCAGAUACGACAAGUGUGUAGGAUCCGUCAGUUCUCCCACAGAAGUCUCCUCUCCACCUAACGUGGGUCUGAGACGCAGUGGACAGAUCGAAGGUGUUCGCCAGAUGCACAGUAAUGCUCCACGCAGUGAGAUCGCCACCGAGAGAGACCUGGUGGCCUGGAGUCGACGGGUCCUUGUUCCUGAACUAUCACCAGCUGUAGCAUGUAAGCAGGAGAUCUGGCGUACAGCUAAAGGAGAGGAGGAAAUCAGCAUCUACAGAUCAGAAAGGAGGAGACGCAGCAUACACAGCCAGUACCACAGAGAAAACCGGCAUGCUAUAGAAAAUUCUGUAGAGGAGGGGCGUCGUUACCAGGGUAACCAGCAUAACUACCAUACACGAUUGGCCGUGGAGGAAACGAGUCGUCAGAGUGAACCCAACGAGGAAGAACACAGUGCCUCUGAGGGUGAAACCGAAGCAAGACCUCCGAGCAGAGAAUCUUCAGAUGAAGAGAGAGAGAAAAAAGAACCCUGGCCUGAUGAUAACAGCAGUUCCAGCGAUUACUCCAGCGAUUACUCAGACUGGACAGCAGAUGCUGGAAUAAACCUCGAACCGCCCAAGAAGACCAGCGUGAAGAAAAAGAAGAAAAAUGCCAGCAGCUCCGAAGAAGAUGGAGAGAAGAAAAAAGACUCCAAAAAGGAGAGGAGGAAAGAAAAGCAGGACAAAGAUGGAGCACUACCAAAGAAGAAGAAACCAAAAGAGAAACGGAAGAAUAACUCCUGGGACAUAAAGAUUUGUGAUCGUUUCCGGGCAGUGAUAGACGAUGCCUGGUGGUUUGGUAUGAUUGAGAGUCAGGAGCCUUACCAGGCCGAAUAUCCAGACUCUCUGUUCCAGUGCUACAAUGUCUGCUGGGAUAAUGGAGAUACAGAAAAGAUGAGCCCAUGGGACAUGGAGGAGAUUCCCAAUGAAGCAGCAUUUCCUGACGAGUUAGGUCUGAGUGUGCCUCUAACUGAGGAGGAGCAGAAGGCAUUAUUGUGCAAGCCCCUAGAAGGAGAGUGGGGCUCAUGCACACGUGACGAAGAGUGUGAACGCAUCAUCAGAGGCAUCGACCAGCUUUGCACUUUGGAUGUGGCUGUACCAUUUGAACUGCCAGUGGACUUGCAGGCAUAUCCAACGUAUUGCACCGUAGUUGCUUACGUCACAGAUCUGAGCACCAUCCGACAAAGACUACAGAACCGUUUCUAUAGGAGAAUGUCGUCAUUGAUGUGGGAGGUACGCUACAUUGAACACAACGCUCAAACCUUCAAUGAACCAGGCGCAUUCAUUGUUAAAACUGCCAAAUUCGUAUCUGACCUCAUGCUACAAUUUAUCAAGGACCAAAGCUGUACAGAUAUUAUUCCACUGUAUAACAGUAUGAAGAAAAACACUUUCUCAGAUUCAAGCGAUGAUGAAGAUGAGGAUGAAGAGCAUGAGGCACCUUGUACAUCUAGCCGCAAUAAGAAGAGGCGGCAGCGGCAGCCUAUCCUGAGGAGUCUGCGCAGUAAACCAUCAUCAGACCCUCAGAGCUGGAAGGGGCGCUGCAGAGAGCUGCUGGAGCUCAUCUUUCAGUGUGAAGAUUCAGAGCCUUUUAGACAACCUGUGGAUCUGGAGGAGUAUCCGGACUACUUGGACAUUGUGGACACUCCUAUGGACUUUGGGACUGUCUUGAACCGCCUGUUAGAAGGAGAGUAUGACACUCCCAUGGAUCUUUGUAAAGAUGUACGUCUCAUCUUCAGCAACUCCAAAGCCUAUACACCCAGCAAAAAGUCCAGGAUCUAUAGCAUGAGUCUGCGAUUGUCCGCUCUGUUUGAAGAGCAUAUCAGUUCGAUCCUGACCGAUUUUAAAGCUGCUCAAAGUCUGCACAGUGAGCGAUUCACCCGUCAGCGGCUGCACACAGAGCGUUUGACCAGACAGUCUGUGAAGAGGAGGAAGAGCUCUUCACCUUCAAGCUCCGCCUCUAGUCCAGAAAGGAAGCGGCGGGUUUCGUCUCGUGCUCCUCCUCGAUCGAACAAUGCAGCUCCGCCCACUCCUGCUGGACCUUCCCGGGCUCCUUCUUUACGGCAAACACAUCCACAAAUCAACAGCAGGGCUGAGCCUCCUGUUGUCCCUGGUCGGACACGUAGCUCGGCCCGCUUUGGAACACAACUCACAGACGCACCUUCUACACAGUCAGCUCCUCCCCCUCCACCCACCCACAGUAAGACAGCAGAGCCCUCCUCUAGAGUCCUGCGCACCCAGAACUCUCACUCCAUUGGUGUCUCCAGGGAAACCGAGAGCUCUGCAGUUCCCCACACAAAUGAGGGCGGGGCCAGAGAGUCUCGUAGGAAACUUCGGACACCUGUAAAACUCACACCAGGUCUAGUCGAGCAUGACUCUUCUCCUCAAAACAGUUUGCAUUUGAAUGGUCAUAGUCAAGUGACUCUGGGAGUGGUACGAAGAGGUCGGGGCCGACCGAGAUUAGAAACACAAAUACGAACGCCAGUAGUGGUACCGUCACCCCCACUAUCCCAGGCCUCUGGAAAAAAGAGAGGGAGGAAAAGCAAGAAAGAGCUGGAGUCCCUACGAAGAAGCUCCUCCCACGAGGAGGAGCUUCAUCUGUCUACUGGUGAUGAGGGCGGGGCUUCUUCUACAGCCCAGGACAGUAGUCUUUCCGAUUCAGGGGUAGUGACUCCAGAGUGUUCGAAACCACGAGGUAGACCACGAGUCAUCAGGACGCCGGAUACCCCAGCUCCUUCAAGCCCCAAAGCUCUCAGAAGGAGCAGUCGGCGUGGCAACGAAGAAACCACGCCCCCUACACCAGGCCCCGCCCUGGGGGAGGAGCCUGACAUUUAUAUGGGAGAGGAUGGGAGCUCGAAAGGGCAGAUGAGAACGCGUAACCAGGGCCGAAGGACAGCUUUCUAUAACGAAGAAGACUCUGAAGAAGAUCAAAGACAGCUUUUGUUUGAGGAUGCCUCGAUUACUUUCGGCACGUCAAGCAAAGGGAGAGUCCGCAAGCUCACCGAGAAGGCCAAAGCCAACCUUAUUGGCUGGUAACAAUGCCAACUUUGCAUGUCCUAUGCGACACAACCCCUUAUCCUCGCCCCACUGGAGAGGGGAAACCAUUCCUGCUGCUAUCAGACUCAUGAUUAUCUGAAUCUUUCAUUCGGACUCUCUAAAUAGAUUCUCACGGUUUGAAUCUUUGACUCUUUUGGUGACUUCAAGAGUCACAGCCCCUCGAAAUCCCCUGAUAAAAUCACCCCUUGAAAUCACCUGAUACAUUUUCUUCCACAGAAAAAUCACAAAUGCAGUUAAAUACUGAUUUUCAUAUGCACUAUUUGAAUGCCAGUGAAGAAAGGGACUUAUACAGUCUUAUGAAUCCAAAUACCUGAUUUCAUCUUUAAAGAAAGCACUUAUUUGAGGAUGUUCAAGUGUGUGUGAGUGUGAAAUAACUUCUUUUACUCUGUCUUGUUUCUUUAAACUGUUAAUUUUAUGCAUUGUUUUUACACGGUUGUUGCUAAGGGCGACAAAUCAAACACUUGUUCAGAAAAAUCUAUUUUUAACAGAUCAUUGUGUAAGUGGCUGUAAAGCAGUAGUGGAGUGCAGAGAAGGACCUCAUAAAUCACAUGUUGUCUUUUUAACGUCUUUCUCUGCCAGUCAAGAUCAGUGGCAGUGGUAAUUCACGCAUGUUUUUAUAUAAUUAGCAAUACCUUGUGCCUUUUCAUACAUUCAAUAAAUUUUGGCUCCUUUGUACUCCCCAAGUUAUGAGAGAAAGUGUGUUUGAUGCUUUUGCGCAUUGAUUAUCCAGUACAAACGUGUGUUUUUGAUCUGUUGCUGGGAUAGAGAUUAGUGAGCAGCAUAUCUACCCAUGACCACUGUGUGUGUAUGUGUGCACGUGCGCGUGUUGAGUUCAUGCAGUUGUUGAGGUGUGUAAUGAUAGUGACAUCAUCACUCCAUGCCUGUUUAAUCAGGCUCCCAAAAUGCACUGUGAUCCCUAACUAGAACCAAGACUUAUAAAUACAGUGGCCACAAAAAAGUGUUUGGACACUUAAACCAGUUUUAAUGUGUGAAUGUCAUUGCAUUAGAGAAUGAAAUAUCAAAUCAGGUGGCUUUUGCAAACAAAUGAUGGUGGAGAUUUUCUCAGAACUAACUUCACUUUCCGUGGCAGUUUUUGAAAAUAUGGCUGAUAAUUUUAUAUAUCAAU
Molecule: messenger RNA, 5861 nt
Organism: Sinocyclocheilus grahami
Lineage: Eukaryota; Metazoa; Chordata; Actinopteri; Cypriniformes; Cyprinidae
Product: PH-interacting protein-like
Exons: 29
Coding region: 740-4714 (1324 amino acids)
Biological process (GO): regulation of cell shape; cytoskeleton organization; regulation of transcription by RNA polymerase II
Cellular component (GO): nucleus
Molecular function (GO): protein binding
Source: RefSeq, a predicted model, not a curated record